CUCUCACAAACAAGAGGAGUCGAGAUUCGAGAAUAGUUUAUACGACACAGGCUUUGGUUUUCUCCUCUUCUCCAUUUCAACUUCUGAGGUUGGUUUGAUCCUCGUUCAGCACUUCCAACGUUUCUAACUCUUCUGAGACUUGCUUAUUGAGCUAUUGGGAGAUGGCAGAGGAUGGUUACAAGGUGACCUUGAAUGUUUAUGAUUUAAGUCAAGGACUUGCACGCCAGCUGUCCACGACCUUCUUGGGGAAAGCUAUUGAAGGCAUAUGGCACACAGGCAUAAUUGUGUAUGAGAGUGAAUACUACUUUGGAGGAGGCAUUCAGCAUUCUCCAGUUGGAAAAACACCAUAUGGAUCUCCAAUCCGUGUUGUGGACCUGGGUGUCACACAUGUGCCCAAGGAGGUCUUUGAGGAGUAUUUGCAGGAGAUAAGUCCUCGAUAUACAGCUGAGACUUACAGCUUGCUUACUCACAACUGCAACAACUUUACCAAUGAAGUUGCACAAUUUUUAGUGGGUGCCAACAUUCCAGACUAUAUCCUGCAGCUUCCAAAUGAGGUCAUGAACAGCCCAAUGGGUCCUCUUAUAUUGCCCAUGAUACAGAACCUGGAAACAACAUUGAGAUCAGGUGCUGUCCCUCAAGCUCCUCAGUUCAGUCCUUCAGUGACUCAGCCCUUCAGAGUGAAGACAAAUUCGAGCUUUCCCAACACAUCUUUCAGAGAAGUAACCACAAACAAUGCUGAAAGUCCUGUGAAAUCCAAGAACCAACACUCUGGGAGCACUGGCAAGAAAACAGGGAAGCCAGUUGUGCCACCUGCUGUAAAACCAGGUGGAUCACAAGAGAAGGUAGCCAAUGGGGUUGCUGGACAUCCACUUGGGGAUGCCAGGAGUAAGGUGCAGGAAGAGAUAAGCAAAGAGUUUUCUGCGAUAAUGGCAACUGGAACACUACGGGCAAGUGAGGCAGCAGCACUUGCUACAAGGAGAGUAAUGGAAAGAUAUGGGAGGGUGAAUGUUGCCAUGCCACACAGUUAGGAAUCGUCGAUUGAUUGGUCCCUUACAGAAA
Molecule: messenger RNA, 1059 nt
Organism: Telopea speciosissima
Lineage: Eukaryota; Viridiplantae; Streptophyta; Magnoliopsida; Proteales; Proteaceae
Product: desumoylating isopeptidase 1
Exons: 7
Coding region: 162-1028 (288 amino acids)
Biological process (GO): protein modification by small protein removal
Molecular function (GO): peptidase activity
Source: RefSeq, a predicted model, not a curated record